UCCCUUGCUCUCCUUGGCAACCAGGUGAACCUCUUCCCCAGAGACAUGUCCUGCUGCAACCCGUGCCAGCCCUGCCAGCCCUGCGGCCCGUGCCCGCUGGCCAGCAGCUGCAAUGAGUGCUGUGUCCGGCAGUGCCAGAGCUCCACCAUCGCCAUCCAGCCGCCCGCGGUGGUGGUGACCCUGCCCGGACCCAUCCUCAGCUCCUUCCCUCAGAACACCGCCGUGGGCUCCUCCACCUCUGCUGCUGUUGGCAGCAUCCUCAGCUCUAACGGAGUGCCCAUCUCCUCCGGGGGCCUUGACCUCUCCUGCAUCACCAGCGGCUACUGUGGCACCAGAUGUCGGCCCUGCUAAAUCUGCUGGCAACCUCUCUGGACAAGAACCUCUGAAGACCUCACCACUUGUUUUUGGAUAGGAGAUAGAGUGUAGAGGCAUUGUGUUUAGAGCUUUGAGCCAUUGCUUUCUUCUUCCACUCUUUUCUCUCUCUUUCUUUUUCUAUUGCCUAGUCCCAGUGCCAGCCUAUGGAGGACUCAUUGGCCUCCGUUCCUUUGAUGGGUGGGCCGACUGACACCCUGCAGGAGCUCCAAAGCAUCAUGGUGGCUGCCGUUGGCGCUCCCUGGGGGCCACCUUCUUUUCUUCUUUAGACGCAUUAAAGAUUUGC
This is a messenger RNA of Cuculus canorus (common cuckoo), 658 nucleotides long. Its product is annotated as feather keratin Cos1-2. The record is from RefSeq and is a predicted model, not a curated record. NCBI's taxonomy places the organism in Eukaryota, Metazoa, Chordata, Aves, Cuculiformes, Cuculidae. The coding region runs from base 46 to 351 and encodes 101 amino acids. The transcript is spliced from 2 exons. Gene Ontology annotation, molecular function: structural constituent of cytoskeleton. Gene Ontology annotation, cellular component: intermediate filament.